Poecilia latipinna (sailfin molly) is the source of this 2853-nucleotide messenger RNA. It is a transcript of the gene ttll6, whose product is annotated as tubulin tyrosine ligase-like family, member 6. Gene Ontology annotation, cellular component: ciliary basal body. The record is from RefSeq and is a predicted model, not a curated record. Lineage: Eukaryota; Metazoa; Chordata; Actinopteri; Cyprinodontiformes; Poeciliidae. Gene Ontology annotation, biological process: protein polyglutamylation; microtubule cytoskeleton organization. The transcript is spliced from 17 exons. Bases 320 to 2491 code for a protein of 723 amino acids. Gene Ontology annotation, molecular function: tubulin-glutamic acid ligase activity; tubulin binding.
UUGAUUCAUGUUUACAUUUGUAGGUUUACUGUCCUCUCAGCGUCCGGCCAGCACUUCACGACCAUCCGUGGGAACAGCUGCAGAGAGAGCAGCGCGUUUUAGAGGCUUACAGAGGGAACCAGAGGAAACGCUUUUUGGAGGGGCAUCAGUUUCAGUUGGUGUGUGGAGGUGGGAUGAGGUUCUUCACUGAUUUGUUUGCUGUGGAGCACGGUGGCACGUCGAGAAGCUCCUGAAGCCGUCGGAAAACAGGCGUGGAGACAAACGGCUGCAGCAUCUUCCAACACCAAUUUCCUCAUCAAUGUAGGAGCAACACUACGGGAUGGGACUACCUCUGGACGGCCCAGAUGCAAACAACGAGCUGGGAGAGGAGGAGGAAGGAGGUGAAAGCCAAACAGAGACCUACAUCCCCUUCCGGCCGCCACCCACCACCAAGAAGAGAAGGAAAUACAAGAGGAGAUUGGCUAUCAACCUCACCAGCUGCAAAUAUGAAAGCGUGCGGCGAGCGGCCCGCCGGUACGGCCUCAAGGAGACGGGGGAAGACGAUGACUGGGCUCUGGUUUGGACUGACUUCUCCGUGUCUCUGGACCGUGUUAGGGACAUGAAGCGUUACCAGAAAAUAAACCAUUUCCCAGGGAUGAGUGAGAUCUGCCGCAAAGAUUUCUUGGCGAGGAACUUGAACCGCAUGCUGAAGCUUUUUCCUAAAGACUAUAAUAUCUUCCCCAGAACAUGGUGCCUCCCCGCAGACUACAGUGACUUCCAAGCCUACACCAGAGCCAAAAAACACAAGACUUACAUCUGCAAGCCAGAUACGGGGUGCCAAGGUAAAGGCAUCUUCAUCACAAAGUCCACUAAAGACAUACAGCCUGGGGAGCACAUGAUCUGCCAGGUUUACAUCUCUAAGCCAUUCAUAAUUGACCGAUUCAAGUUUGACCUGAGGCUUUAUGUGCUGGUGACGUCAUGCGACCCGUUCAGGAUAUUCAUGUUUAAGGAAGGCUUGGCUCGCUUUUGCACCAGGAAGUACAACGAGCCCACGCAAAGCAACGUGGAGGACGUAUGCAUGCACCUCACAAACUACUCCAUCAACAAGAACAGUGAGAACUUUGUCCGCGACGAAAACUGCGGCAGCAAACGAAAGCUGUCCAGCCUCAACCAGCACCUCGAGCACUUGAACUGCAACACGGAGAAGAUGUGGAACGACAUCGAGGACAUCAUCAUCAAGACUCUGAUAUCGGCUCACCCCAUCCUGAAGCACAACUACAACACGUGUUUUCCCAACCACAUCUCCUGCAGUGCCUGUUUCGAGAUCCUCGGCUUCGACGUGCUGCUGGACCACCGGCUCAAACCCUGGCUGCUGGAGGUUAACCACUCGCCCAGUUUCACCACGGACUCUCCGCUGGACCGGGAGGUGAAGGACGCGCUCCUGUUGGACACUCUGGUUCUCAUCAACCUGGGCGCCUGCGACCGACGCAAGAUCAUCAUGGAGGAGAGACGCAGGGUGAAGGACAGGCUGCAGCAAAACCGCUCCAGAGAGGCCAGGUCAGAGGAGCUGCGGCAGAGCCAGGCGGCCACGGUGGAACAGAUGGAGGAGUACGAGGCCAAACACCUGGGGGGCUUUAAACGGAUCUACCCCAGAGACGGGGGCGAGAAAUACGACAAGUACUUCAAACACAGCAGCUCGCUCUUCCAGGAAACGGCUGCGUCCAAGGCCAGAGAGGAGUGUGCCAGGCUGCAGCUGCAGGAGCUGCGGUUGAAGCAGGAGGAGAAUGAGCGCCACUUGAAGGUGAACAGAAGGAGAGAAACGCAGGGGGAGACGGCAGGGGAGCGGAUCAAACCCCGGCCGGCGCCACCGCAGCCUCCCCGUGACCUGCUGCCUUCGGAUCUGCCCCACGUUGGCGCUCAGUCGGAUAUUUCUGGAGCUUUUGUGGGUUUAGAAGCUCCAGAACUCCUAGAUGAGGUGGACGAGGCAGAGGAGCAGGAGCGGCACGAUUCCCUGCUCCAGAGACAGAAACUAGUGGAGGGCCUGGGGGUGGUGGGCAAGGUCCAUGAGCUGCUGCAGUACCGGCCAGAGGGAGGGGGCCUCUACCAUUAUUCCACAGACAUCGGCUGUCAGAGUCAGCAUCAGAGGAGAGACAUGAACUUCCUAAUGCACUACCCUGACAAGUACAGAUAUCAGAGGAGCCUGAACGAGCACGCCUGCCUGCAACUAGACGUGGAGAGCCUUUACAGGAUGGGAGAGGGCCACAGGACCUCCGGCACCCACCUGGGACCCUAUCAAGUUAACAGCACCACGGACGCCUCAAAGUCCAGAGGAAGGGUCCCCGUCAUAAACCCCACGAGGGGUCUGCACUGUGACAACUCGUCCAACCACACCGCAGACCUGCCGAGCCUCCUCAUCGUCUCCACGCGCGUCCCGCUGCUCCGGAGGCCUGGCUUCUCUCCCAUCGACCACAGCUCCCCCCGGAGAGUCCCCCGGCCCUAUAAAAGACUCUGAGGAGCGGGGCCGCCGACCUCCGAAGCCCCUCGAAGGAGGACCGGGAGAUCCAGGCGGGGUCUGUGCAGGAUUUGUUAAAGCACCUGGGUGGUGGUGGAGGCAGAGCAAUAUUUAACUGUGAAAGUAAAAUACACAGUGCCUAUAUGAAAAAAAUGCUGUAAUGGAUUUUAUAUCUGCGAAGCUCAAGUUUACACUCCUUUAAUAAAACGGCCCACACAAAUAUGAAGUUUUAUAUCAGAUAAAACCCUCGUUGAGUGCCAUGAUAAAAGAAAAAAAAAAUCAGUUAUCUGCUAUAUAGAAAAAGAGAUAUGUAUUUAAUCUGAGAACAUUUUAAAUAAAGAAACUGGGUUAUUGAAAUCAGA